AAAGAUGGGCAAGGAUGGGCACUCCCUACACUCCUUACACGCCUUACCCAGCUAGAGAUGUGAAAGUAACCUUCAGUUGACCAAAUCCGUGGAAAGGACCAGGACACUCUAGCUCUUCCUUAAACUUCUCAAGGUCAUCCUAGACCCAUUCUCUCAUCCAGGAGUGUACAUAUUCAGUCAUCCCUGUGCGUGUUAUCCCGCAUUUUCAACUCAGUGCAAAGUUCUCAAGAUGAACCUGAUGUCCAAUAUCCCGAAUUUUAACUCCAAUUCCAUCUUUGAUCAAGAGAAAUUAAACUCUAUUGAUCCUCUUGAGAACCAGCUGUGCCGUGUAUGCGAGGAACCUGCGGCAGGAUUCCAUUUUGGAGCUUUCACAUGCGAGGGAUGUAAAUCCUUCUUCGGUAGAAGCUGCAACAAUCAGACUGUUAUUCAGGAGUGCAAGAACAGUUAUAGAUGCGUUGUCGACAGAAAGAAUAGAACCGCUUGUAAAGCAUGUCGACUGAGAAAAUGUCUGCUUGUCGGUAUGUCCAAGUCUGGUUGUCGCUAUGGUCGACGAUCUAACUGGUUUAAAAUACACUGCUUGAUGCAGAAGAAUGUGACAAAGAUCAGCUCUGCUCCGUACCCUAUCUUGAGCACUAGGUUCUCCGACCCCACCUUGAACCCUUCUAGACCAAACCAGUCCAGGUCUCCCUCACCCUUGAACACAUCCUCAGAGUCUCUCAGUAUCCAUUCUAGUCCGUCUCCAUUCGAAUCCUCCAUUCUAGAGCCUCCAGUCUCUCCUCCAUCCAGCAGCUUUACACCUCCAAUAAUUGAGUCUUCUACCUCCAUGUUGGAUCCAGCUAAUCUAUAUAAACUGAGUCCUCUAUUUGCCGUGCAUCCUCUUCUCCUAGCCGCAAACCCAAUGUUUAAACUUGAUUUCUCCCAACAGUUGGAACUCCUCAAGCAACGUAGAGCAAUGUUUGAAGCUCUACGAGGGGGCGUGGUAGAUUCAACCAGUAGCUGGGAUCCCGCCACACCCUCUCACCACACAGAAACGCCCAUUGAUCUAUCUUGUAAAUGAUUGAUGCUGACUUUUUGUUAUGUUUUCUUGUUAUUGAUCCAUCACAUGUUUGAAAUAAAUUUACAUUUAGGA
Messenger RNA from Eurytemora carolleeae, 1129 nucleotides. RefSeq names its product nuclear receptor subfamily 1 group D member 1. Lineage: Eukaryota; Metazoa; Arthropoda; Copepoda; Calanoida; Temoridae. The coding region runs from base 230 to 1057 and encodes 275 amino acids. Gene Ontology annotation, molecular function: DNA-binding transcription factor activity; zinc ion binding; sequence-specific DNA binding. The record is from RefSeq and is a predicted model, not a curated record. The transcript has 3 exons. Gene Ontology annotation, biological process: regulation of DNA-templated transcription.